Molecule: messenger RNA, 1671 nt
Organism: Castor canadensis (American beaver)
Lineage: Eukaryota; Metazoa; Chordata; Mammalia; Rodentia; Castoridae
Source: RefSeq, a predicted model, not a curated record
AUGACUCAUUUACAAGCUGGUCUCUCUCCUGAGACCCUGGAGAAAGCUCGCCUGGAACUCAAUGAGAACCCAGACACGCUGCACCAGGAUAUCCAGGAGGUGAGGGAUAUGGUCAUCACCAGGCCGGACAUUGGCUUUCUGCGACCGGAUGAUGCUUUCAUCUUACGCUUCUUGCGGGCCAGAAAAUUUCAUCACUUUGAGGCCUUCCGUCUCUUGGCCCAGUACUUUGAGUACAGGCAGCAGAACCUCGACAUGUUCAAAAGCUUCAAGCCACCUGACCCUGGCAUCAAGCAGGCACUGAAGGAUGGUUUCCCUGGGGGCCUAGCCAAUCUGGACCACUAUGGCAGGAAGAUUCUAGUCCUUUUUGCUGCCAACUGGGAUCAGAGCAGGUACACACUGGUGGAUAUUUUGCGUGCCAUCUUACUUUCUUUAGAAGCCAUGAUUGAAGAUCCUGAGCUCCAAGUAAAUGGGUUUGUUUUGAUCAUAGACUGGAGUAACUUCACCUUCAAGCAAGCCUCUAAGCUUACACCAAGCAUGCUGCGACUAGCUAUUGAAGGCUUGCAGGAUAGCUUCCCAGCGCGAUUUGGAGGAAUUCAUUUUGUCAAUCAGCCGUGGUACAUCCAUGCCUUGUACACUGUGAUACGGCCUUUCCUGAAGGAGAAGACUAGGAAAAGGAUAUUUUUGCAUGGCAACAACCUGAACAGUCUACAUCAACUAAUUCACCCUGAGAUCCUGCCCUCUGAGUUUGGAGGAAUGCUGCCCCCUUAUGACAUGGGAACAUGGGCAAGAACACUGCUAGACCAUGAGUAUGACGAUGACAGUGAAUAUAAUGUGGACUCCUACAGCAUGCCUGUGAAGGAAGUAGAAAAGGAACUCUCUCCCAAGUCCAUGAAGAGAUCCCAAUCAGUGGUGGAUCCCACAGUACUAAAACGCAUGGAUAAAAAUGAAGAAGAAAACAUGCAACCUUUGCUUUCUCUGGACUAAUAACUUUCCCACAUCUGCUCCAUGGAUUAGAAAAGAAAGGUAUUGGUUUUCAGCGACAGGGACAGAACUAUGAAGGAAUACUCAGCUGGAAGCCUAUUUAUUCACGUUAAUGUAGCAUAAUAUAUAAUAAGGUAUCAGGCUUUCCCAUUUGCCUGAAUCAUGGGUGUCCUGGACUGGAUUUAAAAAAAAAAAAGGUCGGUAAUUUAUUCUGUAAGUGCCAUGUUCUUUGUAAAUACAAUGUAAUAUUCAUGUCAAGUUUGUAAAUUUUGGUAGUAAUUUAAUUUGGGAAAGAUUGACUCAAAAGUUCUAGCCAGUGAUAUGAACUGUAACAAAAAGCAGAAAAGACAAACUAACAAAGCUAAUUAGAUGUAACUCUGUUUUCUAUGAAGCCAUAUUUCUGCUAUCAUAGUGAGUUGUUUCAUUGUUUUUCUCUGAAAUUAUGUCAGUAUUCAAACAUACUUUGAAUGGGCACAGGGAACUAAAUAAUUCUAAGAAAUUAUCAUGAUAAAUGCAUUUCUAUUUAGUAAUUUUCAUUUCAGAGAAGAUGUGUUCUAGAACCAUCACUGGCUUUGCAUUUUGGAGACAAAGAGUAAGCAGAUGAGCUGGUGAACUUAACAGUUGAACUCUUUUAUGUUGUUGCUUAAUUCUUGAAGCUUUGUGUAAAUAUAUGUUUCCCCAGUUAAGACG